Messenger RNA from Ciona intestinalis (vase tunicate), 2625 nucleotides. Its product is annotated as 3-hydroxy-3-methylglutaryl-coenzyme A reductase-like. Gene Ontology annotation, biological process: sterol biosynthetic process; coenzyme A metabolic process; isoprenoid biosynthetic process. Gene Ontology annotation, molecular function: protein binding; hydroxymethylglutaryl-CoA reductase (NADPH) activity. The record is from RefSeq and is a predicted model, not a curated record. Lineage: Eukaryota; Metazoa; Chordata; Ascidiacea; Phlebobranchia; Cionidae. Gene Ontology annotation, cellular component: endoplasmic reticulum membrane; peroxisomal membrane.
CUUAUCAGAUAUUGGAAUUUGGCAAAUGGUAGAGUUAAACCUUAAAAAAUGGCGGUAAAAUUGUUUGAAUUUUAUGCACGCUUUUGUGCUAAAUAUGCCCUCGAAGUGAUUGUCUGUUUUAUGACGAUGGUGGUUGGAGCUGUCACACUUAACCUUAGCAGUCCGUAUGAACUUUGUCACUGGGCAUCAAACUGUGCAGAAUCAGUGGAUGAAAGCCAAGUUAGUAGCGAUGUUGUUCUUCUCACCGUAUUACGAUGUGGAACUAUUAUAUAUAUUUAUAUGCAACUCAAGAAAAUUUGGAAAAUUAGAUCUGCUUGCGUCGUUGGUAUUGUGUGUGCCUACACUGUGUUUGCUGUGAUGACAUUCAGCAUUACUCUGGUGCAUUUUUUAAGGAAAGAUUUGGUGAUUGUUGGCAGUGCUUUGCCUGUGUUUCUAUUGCUAAUAGACAUUACACGCAUGGUGGUUUUAACAAAGCAUUGUUUAAGCACAAGUUCUGUGGAUUUACUGCAAGACUACAUUGCUGAAGGAAUGGGUGCUUUAACUCCUGUUCUUACACUUGACACUUUAACUGAACUUCUGGUGUUAAUAAACAUUGGUGGCUUUGUUCAAGUUAGACAACUACAACAACUAAGCUGCUUUGCCUGUCUGUCAGUCAUCAUUAACUAUAUUGUAUUCACAACCUUCGUCCCUGCAUGCUUGUCAGUAUUGUUGACUUUGUUAAACAAAACCAAGACAAAUGAAGAUGAAAUUUACAGUCGUCCGUCGUGGUAUGAUGUCCGGUUUAACAACAGUCUUCAGAACGAAAAAAGUAAACUGGAUCAUAUAUUCACAAGACGAGUGAAAAUUCUUUUGUGUUCUGCAUUGGUUGGAUUACAUUGGUUCAAAAGCUUUUUCACAUUCUCUAAUGAUAGCAUGCAAAGUAGUUUUGAUUCAGUAUUCACGCUAACACCAGAACAAUUGUUUACAGUCACGUUGAUUAUCAUUCUUGGAAGUAAAUACUUACUUGAUGAUGGCUACGAAAUUGUGUCAAGAUUUCGAAGAAGAUCUGAAAGUUUGAUAGUGAGUUCAACCACACCAGUCAGUACAUGUGAUGUGAAAUCUAGUCACAAAACCUCAUAUUCUGCAGUAGAGACAUAUGCCACUUCUUCACUUCGUACCCCAGAGGAGUGCAUGAAUUUAUUAAAAGUUGGUUCUGAUUUAGUUACUGAUGCCGAAAUUAUUGCACUCGUUGAGAAGAAAAAAAUACCUUUGUAUAAACUUGAAACAGUUUUACAGGAUGCUAACCGUGGAGUUGCUAUUAGACGUAAAAUUUUGAAAACUACAGUUAUUGACAAAUCUAGGAUUGAAGCGUUCAACCACAUCCCACAUACUGGAUAUGAUUUUACAACGGCAACAAAAGCUUGUUGUGAAAAUACAGUGGGGUAUGUGGCUGUUCCACUUGGCUUAGUUGGCCCACUGAAACUGGACAAUCAAAAUUACAUGAUACCAAUGGCCACAACUGAAGGAACGCUUUUGGCAAGUACAAACCGAGGUUUAAAGGUAUUGCAUCUGUCUGGUGGGGUCACGGCUUCAAUAUAUGGAGAUGGUAUGACCAGAGCACCAGUGGUGGAAUUCCCAUCUGCAGAACAAGCUUGCAGGAUAUCAAACUGGCUUCAAGAUUCGUAUAACUUUACACUUGUGAGAGAUAAAUUUGAAGCUACGAGCCGUUUUGCAAAGUUAAAGAGGUUGACUCCAGCAGUGUCUGGUCGACUUCUUUUUAUUCGAUUUACAGCAACCACAGGAGAUGCGAUGGGAAUGAACAUGCUUUCGAAAGGUGUUGAGAAUGCAUUGAGAUGGAUGUGCGAGCAGUUUCCAGAUAUGAAGGUUCUUAGUUUGAGUGGAAACUUCUGCACAGACAAAAAGCCUUCUGCGGUGAACUGGAUACAAGGGAGAGGAAAGUCUGUCGUUUGCGAAGCAGUAAUCCCAGCAAAAGUGGUUAAAGAUGUUCUACGGACGAACAUAGCAACAUUAACGCAUCUGAACCGGUGUAAGAAUCAUAUUGGUUCAGCUAUGUCUGGUAGUAUUGGUGGCUUUAAUGCACAUGCUGCAAACAUUGUUACUGCGAUGUUUAUUGCAACAGGGCAAGACCCGGCCCAAAAUGUUGUAAGCAGUAACUGCAUAACAACCCUGGAAGAAAUUUCUUGUCCUCAAAUUGGGGAUACUACAUCCCACACAGCUCUGCACAUUACUUGUACUAUGCCCUCUUUAGAAGUGGCAACAGUAGGGGGUGGGACUGCAUUGGAGCCACAAAAGGCGUGUUUAAACCUUCUUGGCGUGGCAGGAAGCAGCGCUCCAAACACUAAGCCAGGCACUAAUGCAUGCCAACUUGCAAAGCUUAUCUGUGGCACUGUGCUUGCUGGUGAAUUAUCUCUUCUAUCUGCAUUGGCAUCUGGAGAGCUUGUGCAAAGCCAUAUGCGACAUAACAGAUUAUCUAGAUACCCUCAAACCCAAGAAACCGAGCACAGUAUACUUUAAGCCUGAAGGAAUAUAGAAUUAAUAUAAAUCCUAUUUGAUUAAUUUAAAAUAUAUAUUGUAUGUAAAAUUUAUGAAAUACAUCAUUGCCAUAUACAUGUACAAUGUACACUA